AUGGCAGCGCUGCUCGGGCUGGAGAGUGGUAAGAACGAGGAGCGGAAGGAGCUGGCGCGGGGCAGCGACCUCGUCGUUGUGCGAUUAGGCGGCCGAGCACUCGAACCUCUCGACUCGAUAUGGAAACGCAACUCGAGAUAUGGUGUGAGGCGAGUGUUUUACACUGUUGGCCAGCCCAGCAACCGGGAGAUGGACGAACUGGUGGCAAUGGGAGAGGACGGAAAGGAGAUCAUAACACCACCAGGCGAGAUCGACUUCGAUCCGCUGCGAAAGGCCGAGGAAGAAGGGAUGAAGGAAGGCUGGUGGAUGGAAAAGGUGGGCGACCUCAAGUACAAAAUGGAGCGAUUGCUCAAGCUCGAACUCUCACGAUACAAGCACCGACAAUGUGACCACGACCCCAUUCCGUUCAUCAAGGCCGAGAAGAAGGAAUGCGCAAUAGGUUGA
This is a messenger RNA of Acanthamoeba castellanii str. Neff, 444 nucleotides long. RefSeq lists its product as uncharacterized. NCBI's taxonomy places the organism in Eukaryota, Discosea, Longamoebia, Acanthamoebidae. The record is from RefSeq and is a predicted model, not a curated record. The transcript has 4 exons. The coding region runs from base 1 to 444 and encodes 147 amino acids.